Molecule: messenger RNA, 1260 nt
Organism: Sphenostylis stenocarpa
Lineage: Eukaryota; Viridiplantae; Streptophyta; Magnoliopsida; Fabales; Fabaceae
Source: the annotation of a GenBank genome assembly
AUGCAACCCCAGCUGAGCUCAAGAAUUGAUUUGGGUGAAUUGAAAGCACAGAUUGUAAAGAAGCUUGGAGCGGAUAAGUCAAAACGGUACUUUUAUUACUUGAACAGGUUUUUGAGUCAGAAGCUGAGCAAGACUGAGUUUGACAAGUUUUGUUUCCGAGUGCUUGGGAGGGAGAAUCUUCCAUUGCACAACCAUUUUAUAAAGUCAAUUUUGAAGAAUGCUUGCCAAGCAAAGACUCCACCACCAAUCCAUCCGCCAGGUCCCCUGAAGUUUGGAGAACAUGCUUCAGACAUAUCUCCUGGUAGAGAAGAUGGGCAUGAACAGAGUUUUGCCAGCUUCCACAAUCAGAAUCAGAAAGCUCCCGUUUGGUCAAAUGGGAUUUUGCCGGCAUCCCCUAAGGUUAGGCCUGGAAUGCGAGAGCGGAAGAUGAGAGAUAGACCAAGCCCUCUGGGACCAAAUGGGAAGGUUGAUUCUGUUUCUCAUCAAUCCAUGGGUGCGGAAGACUGUGGUAGUAAGGUUGAUAUGGAGAAUGGAAUUCUUACUCCAUGUGAUUAUCAGAGACCAAUACAACAUCUUCAAGCUGUUGCCGAGCUACCUGAGAAUGAAAGGGGAGAUGCUGUACGGCGACCUGUAGAAAAACCAAGAAUACAUGGGAAAGGGCCAGCUGAAAUGUCAAUUGUUGAAGAUGGGGAAGAGGUGGAUCAGUUAACCCGCAUGGGUUUCUCUAGAAGUCCCUUGAUGGCUCCACUUGGGAUUCCUUACUGCUCAGCAAGUGUAGGAGGAGCCCGCAAAACAUUGCCAGUGAGUAGUGCUGGUUAUUUUGAUAUUUGUUGUGACAGUGGUAGGUUAUCCGAUACAGAAACACUGAGGAGGCGCAUGGAACAGAUUGCUGCAGUACAAGGUCUUGGAGCUGUUUCUAUGGAAUGUGCAAACAUGCUGAAUCAUAUGUUGGAUGUGUACUUGAAACGGUUGAUCAGGUCUUGUGUUGAUUUAGUUGGAGCUAGGUCUACAAAUGAGAUGAGGAAGAUCCCUGCCCCCAAACAGCAGAUGCAGGGUAAGGUCAUCAACGGCAUGUGGCCAAAUAAUCAUUUACACGUGCAGUGUGCUGGUGGGUCAGCAGAAGCUGUGCCAGAACAUAGACCACCGUGCUUAGUUUCUUUGCAUGAUUUUAAAGUUGCCAUGGAACUAAAUCCACGGCAACUUGGAGAAGAUUGGCCACUGUGGUUGGAGAAAAUAUCCAUGCAAUCGUUUGAAGAAUAA